Messenger RNA from Gigantopelta aegis, 7826 nucleotides. Its product is annotated as hemicentin-1-like. The record is from RefSeq and is a predicted model, not a curated record. Lineage: Eukaryota; Metazoa; Mollusca; Gastropoda; Neomphalida; Peltospiridae. The coding region runs from base 297 to 5216 and encodes 1639 amino acids. Gene Ontology annotation, cellular component: neuron projection. The transcript has 29 exons.
AAGGCAUUAGACCAGUUGUCCCGGGCGGGUCUGUGUGUAAGUUUGCGCAGUGGCAAUGCUAAGGGAGUUACCGGCUUAUGUUCCGUACUCUGUGAUUCAUUGUGGCUACACGCUAGCAGUAGCACUAGCUGUGUCUUGGAUUUAUUCUUGCACAUUCCCGGAUUCUUAUUCUCAUACUCUGCUUUCAAGAGGAUAUCUCUACCGUUCCAAGGGACUGAAGACCUGUUACGCGUUGCGGACCGAAGGACGAGGGAGUUAGCAAGUCGAUCCCAGACACGUUGGGACUGGGGAUCACGAUGGGGACUUGUACUGUUUGUCUCUUUACCCUAGCACUUACAUUCCUUACCACCUGUACGCAGGGCCAAGUUACCUCACACGAUGGCCUACCAGUGAUAAAAACACAUCCGCACGAGAAUUACUAUAUUGUGAAAAGAAAACCAGUGACAGUUACGUGCGAAGCAUAUGACGCUAUGCAAAUUACCUUUCACUGUUCAGGACAAGAUAUAGAGGCAGCAAAGCAGGAAAACUUUCAGACAUUCGACCCAGAGUCUGGGCGGAUUUUAGCCAAAUCAAGCAUCAGAGUUACGCAAGACGAUGUCCGACGACACAGAGGGAAGGAGUACUGGUGCGAGUGUUAUGCCUGGGCGGCUGGGGGUGAUGAUUCCUCCCACUCCGGAGAUCGUCGCUCUCAGAGCAGACGCGGAGUGAUUUCAGUAUCUUAUAUAAAACGAAAGUUUAUUGAACAACCAGGCUCGCAGACGACAGAAGUCGGAUCCAAGGUUUUGAUGAAAUGUUCCCCUCCCGAGGCGCAUCCGACACCAGAGAUAUUUUGGAGGAAGGACAAACGGAGGCUGUCGCCGGAGGCCGAUAACAACGUGGUCAUCAACGACGACGGCUCGCUCGUCAUCCACGUGGUGAGGAAGUCGGACGCCGGCGAGUACAGCUGUAUCGCGCGUAACCCAUCGGGGCGGAGAGAGAGUCGGUCAGGGACAUUGACUGUUAAAGACAAAUCUAAGGUCCAUACCAAAGCGAAGGCGGACACUAAUGAAGGCGUGGAACAGUCUGCCUCUGAUUCGCCGGCCGCCAUCUCGGCCAGGUUCCUGGAGGAGCCAGACUCCAUGUACUACGUCACCAGGUCCAGGCCUGUCACCAUCACAUGCACGGUCAAAGGAGCAGAAGUCUUAGACUUCAGGUGCAACGGACGGAGAAUUCCCGAAGAGAAGAUCGAGAAACAGCGGUCUGAGACCCGUGUAGCCAGUGAGCGGGUGAUCAAGGUGCGGUACGAUAUCGUUGCCCAGGAGGUGGAGGAGCACGCCCGCACAAGUGGCGGGGGAGACUUCAGCUGUGAAUGUCACUCGUGGUUCCUCCAGGACGGGAAAUGGGCCAGCGUGCAGAGCAUGACGGGAGUCGUGAAGAUGGCCUCUCUUGGUGAUCGAUUUGUGCAAGAUCCAGCCGACCAAAUGGUCAAACCAGGAUCGACGGUCAAAUUUACCUGUCAGCCACCAGAGGGAAAUCCAACUCCAGAGAUAACGUGGAUGCGCAAUGGCGCAGCAAUCGACGAGUCACAAUUCCGGAAUUUAAGAGUAAGAGAUGGCGUCCUGACGUUGACCCGGGUGACGCGACGAGACAUGGCCGACUUCUCCUGUACGGCGUCCAACAUAGCAGGAACGCGCAACAGUGGUGCAGCAAGGCUUACCGUCUCAGAGCGUGCGGUUGUGGUGGAACCCGACACGACCACGGAGAUGAUGACGAGCGGAAGGCCGACCCCUCCACCAGAUGGAGCUCCGAUCUAUCUGACAAACCUGGACGACUACUACUACGUGAUUGGUCACAAACCCGCGACACUGACCUGCAAAGUGCAAGGAGCAGACAACCUCAGAUUUAGGUGCAACAAUAGGCGUCUGGCGGAAAACCAGCAGCAGGUAAAUCGGGUGCGAGAUGACGCCACUGGCGAGAUGAUACUGGAGGGCACUACAACCGUCUCCCGCGCUCAGCUCGAGAGGUAUGCCGGCCAAGGCGAAUUCACCUGUGAGUGUGUCGCCUGGUACACAGAGAUGCGCACGUGGAAGUUUCUCAAAAGCAACAAGGCAACAGUAGCAUUUGCCCAUUUAAAGAGACGAUUCCAGAAGCAGCCAACAGAUAUGGUUCUGAAUGUUGGAGGCGUUGCAACAUUUGAGUGUCUGGCACCAGAAGGAAACCCAAAACCAAUGAUUUACUGGUCCAAGGACAGGACUCGACUGGAUGUGGAUUCUGACGACAGGAUCCGGGUCCUCUUGGAUGGCGGUCAGCUGGAGAUCAGCAACGUGCGGACAUCCGAUGCCGGGCGGUACACGUGCGAGGCGGAGAACCCAGCCGGCGUGAAGAUGUCACGACCCGCCGUCCUCACGGUGGAAGGUGAGGUCGUGUGGGAACGAGACGAUGUCGACAGAACAGACUUGGAAUCAUCGACAGCACAGGGGACAUCAGCUGAGUCAACACCUGAACCUGAGCCGGAGACGACGGCAGAGCCCCCAGCGACAACAGAAUCCAACGUUCCAGAACUCGUGCCUGGCGUCCCAAUAUUCAUAAAGGAGCCUAAACAGGUGUAUUACAUUGUCAGAGAUUCUCCAAUAACCAUCACUUGCAGAACCCUAGGCGCAGAGCACCUGAUGUUCAACUGUAACGGGAAGAGGAUUCCCGAGGGCAUCAACGAUACCUACACGGCCAUCGACCCCGAGACUGGAUUUAAGAUCCUCGAGAGGAGUAUUCAGGUACAGCGGUCAGAGGUGGAGAAUUCUGAUAACUACGAAUGUGACUGCACAGCUUGGUACGCCCUCCCAAAUGCUCAGGAUUGGAACAAAAUGCCCAAGAAAACAAUGAUUGAAAUAGCAUACAUUAAGAAACGAUUUAUGCAAGAGCCAGUGAGUCAGAGCGUUCAGAUGCAUGUUACUACUGAAAUACCAUGCAGUCCACCAAAGGCUAAUCCAGAACCAAAGGUUUAUUGGCUAAAAGAUAAUGAGAAGAUUAUGGAAGCAGAUGAUCCGAACUUCACGGUUACCAGCAGCGGAAGUCUAGUGAUUAGGGAGAUGCACAAAGAAGAUGCUGGAACGUAUGUGUGUGUUGCAGAGAAUGUUGCAGGCAAGAGGAUGUCAUCAGCAAUACAAAUUACAGUCUAUGAUGGCGAAGCAGGUCCUGAGCCAACACCAGAAGGUAAAGAAGAGGAAGAGGUGAAAACUGUACAACCAGUGGUUAGCGAGGCAACAGAUGGACCACCAGUAUUUCUGCAAGAGCCUGACUCCAUGAGCUAUGUCGUUAAAGGCAAGUCUACUGUGUUGUCAUGCCAGGCAGAGAAGACUGGGAAAAUCACAUUCUACUGCAAUGAUGCCCACGUCGAUCCGUCUAGAGUGACUCUGACCGAGACGGUGAACGACGACACCCAGAAGCAUUCUCUGGUCGCUACUUACGGCGUCACGCGAGAAGACAUCGCACAAUCCGCUGGAGGGUCGGAGUACACCUGUCAGUGCUUCGCGUGGUACAGGAUGUCUGGAGAUUCUACAGACCAGUUCGUCAGCAGCAGAAGUGGAGUCGCCGUGCUCGCAUUUAUAAAAGGACCAUCAGUGAAAGAAGCUAAGAUGGAAACGGGAGAUGCUGGACAACUUGUGUCACUGAAGUGUUCACAGGCAAAAGGAACACCUUGGCCCAAGGUGUCAUGGCAGAAGGAUGGGGAGCUUAUUGAUGUAAUGGAAGACAGUAAUCUGGUCAUACCCAACGAUGGGUCACUGGUCAUUCUGAAGGCCCGACUUGCAGACAGCGGCAGAUAUGCGUGCAUCUCGGAGAACGUGGCCGGCAGGAAGCAGAGUGCUCUGGUGGAUCUAACGAUCAAGGGACCUGAAAUGACCACCACCGCAGAACCAGAACAUGUUCCAGAAAUUAGUGUUCCCAUUGGAUCCAUCGGUGAAAACGUGACCGAUUCCAUGUAUAAUGAUACGGAAGUCACGCCAUUGCCAGAAUCGAGUCCAGAGGCUGGGAUCAGUGAGGUCAAUGUCACUGAAUCAGUUCAUAAUUCAACAGAAUAUGUAAUUGUUAAAUCAGAACUGGAAACAGAAAAUACAACCGUGGCACAUCAGACAACUCCGCCAUCUUACAAAAACAUUACUGAUGAUGACGAUAGACGCAAUGUCUCCAUGACAGAUAUUGUCAGCAGCACUUCCGGCUGGACCGGUGCCGGAGAGACGGAAACAGCAAGUAUUCCGGAAGUUAUUGACAAUACGACCAUGGAGGAGACGACAGGCGGUGCUAGCGUCCCGGAUUCCGAACCAGAACCUACGUCAGAACCGGAAUCAACACCGGAAUCCAGCGCAGAAUCCACGUCGGAAGCAGACCACACAACACCCAACAUUAACGAGUGUAUGACGAUGUUCAGGGAAUGCAACGCCAUUUUGAAUGAAAAAUCGGUCGACACGUCUUCAGAUCCUAGUGCAAUGUGCAAGGUUAGAGUCAACUAUACCAAGUGCACAGAUAAUUUUAUGGACGUAUGUUCGGGCUUCAUACGACCGGAACUAAUGGAAACCAUGACAACCACGAGAGAAGGUUUUGAUAAAUACUGUAAAUCGAGCUCAACCAAACCAGAUAAAGAUGCCGAGAUGGCGUUUCCUGGGUGUAGAAAACUACAAAUGUGCUAUUCCAAGUUCCGAUCAGAAAUCAACAUGCAAGCUAUUUUGUAUUCAUGUGUGGCAUUGCAGAACUACUUGCACUGCGCCGAGGAUGCUAUAACGAUCUGCAACAUACAGAAACCAAGUGACACCAAGACAACUCUGUCAGAUAUUGCCGGCUGGUUCUCGGAAUACUGUUCGCGAAUUCCAUUAAUGGACAAAGGUCUUAAACGGUGUGAAAAACGAGAUGUCUGCAAACUACCCCUGUCCAGCAACACAACGGCAAAGCAGACGAUUAAUGUUAAUCACUGGUGCCCAUUCCUCCAUUCCACGGUUGCGUGUACACAAGUGAUCGUGUCGGAGUGUGUCCUCAAAAACUCCAAGAAUCUUGAAUCAGACAUCCACUACUUAAACACACAGGCACACAAACACUGCCCAACAGGUAACAAUGAACAUCCGGAGGGAGGCGUUGUUGGACAAACAAAAGAUGCUGGCAAUGAAAAUGCAGCAGCCAGCACCGUGAUAUCAACGUUUGCAGCUACACUACUUCCGAUCCUAGCAGCCCUUGUAAUUGCUUAUAGAUAGACCCAACGCUUCUUUAGUCCGUACAUUGGAAAAAUUUUAACUUGUUUAUGGAAAUCUUGUGUUUGUACAUGUGGUAAUAGUAAUUUUAUACUCAUCAUGUUGUAAUAAUUCUUUAUAAUGUACAGCAUUCUUCAUGUAGGCCACGGUCUUUACAUAGUUUUUACAUAGGUAAUUUCUGGAAAUAAACCUAUUACAUCAUCAUGUUUGCAAUAUAUUCUCCGUGUCUCAAGAUGGCGAUUUUCGUCGCAUUCUCGAAAUUUCGUUUUUGUCCUUUUAAUGACCACCACAACCGACAUGCCUUCGUUUUACUGCUGAGUGUUAAUACAUGAGGGAUAGUGGAGGGGUGGGGAGGGGGCGGGUAUACAUUUUAUUAAAAUAUUUCUGUCUUCUGUGUAAAUGUAUUUAAUAUUAAAAUGUUUGUGUAUAUUUUAAUUCUUUGUUAUAUUCUAGUUAAGUAUUUGGAUGGAUGUUAGUAAAAUAUUUUGUAGUUUGUGACUUGUUGAGAAUAUAAAUGUACUUGUAUUGCACAAACAAUAUGUUACAAAGAAACUAAAAUGACCACAAAGCAAAGAAUAUUCUUUUAUUGCUGCCUUGUCCUACAGACAUAUUGGAAUUGCACCGUAAAUCUGUUUACAUGAACACAGAUGUGUGAAUUGAGGAAAAUGACCAGUUACUUGUGUUAUUUGAAAAUUAAUAAACAUAAACUGUUAAACCAUGACGACAAGCCUCUAUAACAAAACAUUAAUGUUUGUCACAGCAAAAUGGAUUUUCCAUAAUGAUACCAUGAGUUUAAUAAACUCAAAUUUAAAGUGACAUGAUGAUAUUUAUAGAACUAUCCUGUUUUGAUUUUAUUUUCUUUUCAAACGAUUUAAUUAUGCAACUCAUUGUUUUGUUACUAGAAACCACUUGUGCUCUUAAACUAUUUAAAGUAUUCGUAGAUUUGUUUCUAAUAAAUGCUUCAAAGACAUUUGUAAAUAUAUACAUAUACCUUAUUUGUGUUGCGUUUAUACGGAUUGCACAUGUAGAAUCUGAGAUUUAGACAUUAUGUUUGCAAUAUACUGUUCCUAGAAUUGCUGAGAUUUUCUUCUCAAUUUCGUUGUUUGUUUCAUGUCGUUAAUCAUACUAGAACAUAAGUCUGCGAGUUUUUAUAUCUAAGAAUAGUGGGGAACGUUUAAUAUUAUUUUUAAUGUUUAAUACCCCGUCUAACAUGUAUAUUUAACAAUAAAAUGUACAUAUUUUACGGCCCAUCUUAUAUUAAUAAUAUCAGUUGGUUUGUAUAAAAUAUGUGUAGGUUAUGUAUUUAGAUAGGUUUUACAGAAUUUAGUUAGUGCUGCCUAUCAGAACUAAAAUAUUUGCGUUCUACCAAGAGAUGUGCCAAUAUUAACCGAAAAUAUAUCUGCUUUCGGUCAAGAGAUGUGCCAGUGUUAACCGAAAUUUUUCGAUUGGCAAUGUCUGUGUUCCCUCAAAACAUAUGCCAGUGUUAACCAAAUAUAUUCCAUCGGCAAUGUCCGCGUUCGGCCAAGAGAUAUGCCAGUGUUAACGGAAAAUGUUUGAUCGGCAAUGUCUGUGUUCUGUCAAGAGAUGUGCCAGUGUUAACGGGAAAUAUUCCAUCAGUUUCAUCUAGUCCUAUGGACGUCUAGAGCAAAAUGUAUACAGCUACAAAAUGUGUCUACAGCUGAUAAUACGUGUGUUAGGGUGUAACUUGCACACUGCAUGGCAUCAUCACUUGGGUUUAGUGAACAAUAUCUCUUGGUUUUUGUUAUGUCUCGGUGUAUAGUUUAUUGUCAACAGUGUCUGCGUUUGUGUUUUUGUCGCUUUGAAAGAUAGUGUUUUUCAACAACUUGUAUGUGAUCGUUGAAAGUAUCAAAUGAAACGACCACCAGAGAUGUUGAAUUUGAGAAGUAGUUUUAGUGACCUAGGAAAAACAACAACACACAUCAACUUGUAGAAUUAUGAGGUGUAUUUUAAACUAAGUUAGACUAAAGAUAUAUUUUUAUUGAAUGCUUCACGACGCAUGUUAAUUGGAUAUAUGUUUGUCUUCAGUUUGUACGGAUUGCUUAGCUAGAUUAGGAGACAAGAUGUCACGCAAAAUUAACCUAACACAAUUUUCAGGGAAAUUAAUAGAAUAUUUAAUUUAAUCACAUUUUAAUAAAAAUCGUAAUUCAUUUCGAACUGUAAGCUUUGAUAGGAAUAUAGUGAACAUUUAAACUGUUCACAUCUGGCUACAAAGGACGGAAGUAGCAGUUGUUUAUUAUAGACAGGCGGUUUUUAACCCAAGAUUCCCUUUAAUUAACAUUCAUCUGUACCUAGAUUUUAUUUAAAUAAAAUUAUUAAUAUAUUACCUGAAUAUAAUGUUACGUUUCUUUUGUGUGUUAGUACACCUGUAGUUUCGUUAUCGUGUUUGCGGUAUACUGUUCGUUCCGAGAUAGCGAAUGUUUCUUUUUCGUUCCUAAUCUGUCUUUCCCGUGUUUAUAAUUAAAGCUGACCUGCCUUUUUUGUACGCUGAUUUUUUUUUUACAUACUUGAGUGAAUGGGAACAUUUCGCUCUAAGUAUCUACACUCCUCUGUCUUCCAUGUAGAUGGUUUUUGAUAAUAAAAUGUUUGUGUACA